CCUUCGUGUCCAACUGUUUCGGCGUACCCACUGGAGCAUUGCUACGACUGGGAUUGCAACACCCCAACGCACCCACCUCGUCAAUCAGGUUGCAUUCGACAUGCAGAUCUUUCCUGCGGGGAAUGUAGCUGUUAGGUUUCCUGGGGAUUCAUCUCAGUACCGCCAAAGUCUCAAGCAGCUUCUGAGUGGUGCUAGUGUUUCGGAGAGGAGGAUGGGUUGAAUAGGUGAGGCCUGCGGGAAUGGGUGGCUGGCUGGCGUCGAUAGCGUUGGGCAAUGCCAGGUUUUUUUGCUCAGGAUCGAAGUUGUCGAGAAUGGAUGAUCGUCGUCUUGCGUGAUAUUGCUGCCUUCACGUGAUUUGAUGUAGAUCAUGCCUCGAAGAAUGCUUCAGCGUUGAAGCACUAGACUAGUGAGCAAGUCAUUUGGCAAGGACCUGAAUGGGAUCUUCGUUCAUGAUGUCCUCAUUCUGGACAGCGUAUUCUGCCACGUGAUGCUUGUUCAUGGUGACUUCUUUGUUGAACUUUUCAAGUAUCUGGCAUUGUCAAGCUCCAGAUCUGGUAAUCGUCGUUCCAGUCAUGGAACGCAAUCCAUGGUGUUCUUUAUGCGGGCUCUCGUUUCGUCCUUUCACGUCCUAUAUUUAGGCGCAUUUCUUGUUACGGAGAGGAUUCGGUCAUGUGUCUGGAUCACCUGCAAGUUUUAGUUACACCGUCUGACUCGAGUCAAGUCGUAGAUAUUUAUCAACAUAUAACUUAAUUCUUCAUGCGUCGCAAAAGUUUGAUAUCUUUCUGAUGUUUCUUAAAUAUUCUGUCAUAAUGGUCAUCUCUGCUUUGUGAAAGGUCAUCGUAAUAACGAAUAUUUGCGGUUAACGACAUAUCCGUUGACGUGAAGUCGUUCUCGAAAUAUUAGAUUUUUUUACUGUUCAUCUGUUUUCCGGUGGGGUUUAAGAGUCGCACUCUCAGGACUUGGGAAUUGUUGAUCUCAGAAUAAUUAAUUGACUUGAUAUUCUAGAUUGAUCACUACAGUUUUGAGGUUUCAUUUGUAGAGUCGCGGUGUGGAGGAGAAGCUUUCUGCAAAGUGGAUGCUCUUAGAUAUGGAUUGUGGCAGAAGAAGAAAUAGGGUUGAUUUGAUUCCUAUUGUGAACGGCAGUGACUCUAAAUGCUGAGAUGGAAGAUUUAAAGUCAUAGAAAUGCAGAGUGUUUGGAACAGCGGGGGCAAUCAUGUCUGCAGCGGCAAGUUGUUAGUUUGGAGUUGUCAUGCGGAAGUCGAAAUCCUGAUUAUGUGCUCAAAACAAUAUAAGGUCAAUCCCAAGUGAAAAUUCCACUUCACCUACAAUGCAAAAAGAAAAUUCUGACACCGAUUGAUUCUAUGUAUCCGAGAGCUUAACCAAUCUUGUGAAGAAAGGCGCUGCGUGUAGCCCAUAACGGUGGAAGCCAUGGCAAAAGUUGAGCGGCGCUACACCCGCAAAGUAGGGGAUAGCUUCAGGAGAGAUAAGGAGCAUUUGGCUCUGUUCGAGGAGCUGGGAAUGCACGAGGAUUUGGAUUCUUCUCUUGGAAAUGUGGAAUCAAAUGUACCCUCUGGGUACGAGGAGUCAGCACAAGGAGACAUUGAGAAUGAUGACCCUCAUGCCAAGAGUGAAGAUGAGUGGCUUGUGGCCGUUACAGAAGUUUCUCCUUCCCCAGAACAUGGGCAACAGAAUCUUGUUAAAAACAGUACUCUCUCAUCUAUCAGGACCUCAAGGAGUAUACCAGCCAUUGAGGAACCGGUUGCGGCAGCUCCCAGGAGAAAUCCAAGCCCCAUGAGGAACAGCAAAAGCCCAGAAAGAUCAAACAGUCUUAGCACUUCCAAAAGCCCUCGGCCUCAAAGUCCCAGUACUGUCAAGAGCCCCCGGCCUCAGAGCCCUGGCACCUCCAAAAGCCCCCGGCCAGCCUUCAGCACUUCCACAAAGAGUCCGAGACCGAACGCAGUCUCAUCAAAAGGCUCUUCCUCGCCCACUUCGACAGCCUCUGCGGUGAAGUCCUCUUCUCCUCGUCGUAUCACCAACCCAAUACGCUCCAGCUCUCCGUCUACAACUAGGUCAAGUUCAGUUACCCGGGCAACCACUGCUUCAGCAGCCAAGUCUGCAUCUGUGGUGAAAUCUUCCCACCCUACAUUUACAAGGGCUUCCACAGUGUUCUCUUCGCCGCAGCGACGACAGAGCACGGGAACUAUUUCAAACCGACCACUGAUUACAUCUAAUCCGUCCAUUUCAUCGACUACCGCAGGUCCCACAAAGCCACUUGUCCGAGGGGUGUCGCCCUCUAGAGGUCCCUCUGUCAGGGGCACGUCUCCAGCGCGUGGUGGUACCUUGAGGGCGCCGUCUCCUUCUGUUAGCAGCAUCACAGGCAGGGGAACUUCCCCUGUUCGAUCUGGAUUCAAUCGCGGUGCUUCCCCUUCCAGAAGUAACAUCACAACCAGGGGGAGCACUCCUGCUAAAAACUUAAGCUCGAAUCGGAAGCCUAUUUCUUCCAGAGAUAAUCCCUUUCCUGCUUCGACAGAGCCAAGCUCCCUUACGUCUAGUAGGGCAGGCUCACUCGUAAGAAAGAAUGAACAUCCUGAUCCUUCCGAAAAGCUGAACGAUUUUCUUUCAGAGAUUCCUGCCAAUCUGCGCACCUCCAGCAAGCGAGGGUUUGGUUCUCCUGCCUUCACUGGUGCCCUCGUCAGCCGCUCUUACGAUGAUCCCAGCAACGAGCGGCGACAGAGCACCUCGCCAACCGACUUCGAUAGUUAUCUUUCGAAAUCCCAAAACGAUGUUCCAGGUUUUCUCAGUAGAAGUCAAGUUCAAAGUUCCAAUGAUCUAAGCAGGGUUGAAGUCGCAGGGAUCAGCCAUCGGGUGAAGACCCGCGAUCCAAGCCCCAAAGCUUCUGUUCGUGGAUUUGAGCUCCAGACGAACGAGUGUUAUCCUGAUCGUCGGGCUUCCACGGGCGACCACCGUAAUGGUUCUCAGAAAACUGCGGGUUCUGAGUAUGGGCUGGAUGGCCGUCGCCUCUCUAAAGUCAGCAAAGAGGCGCCGCCAAGCUCGAUGGGUUAUAGUACUCAUCAAAAUGUUCCUAGCUCUAGUGGCGGCUUCAAACCUUUCAUGACAAAUAGUUCCAUCCCUUCUUUCAAUACCUCCAUAGUCAGUCGGCCCUCAUGUAUUGAAACACAUGAAGAUGUGACAGCAAGUCUCAGUAAGAAAAUGGAUUCCAAUAACACGGGAGGCUUUGCAGAGGAUUCUAGCUCUAAUGGGGAUCAGAAAACCGUAGUCAAACGGACACAAAUGGGGUUUUCUCUCAAGAAAGAGAAUACAACCUCGCACGCAGGCUCAAAUACAGAGGCUCCGCCAAACAGGACGGAUGUGAGCACCAAGAGUCCGAGGUUGACUGCGCUUGUUGUAAGCCAGGGGCCAGUGAAGAUAUACCAAGGACUAGCAGACAUGGAAGACAUUGGCAGCAGUUGGUGUUGCGGGAUGGAGUACCAAUACCGUAGCAUGUGCAAGCAACAUGAAUGUGGAAUCUACAAAAACUUUCACGAUGCUUUAGUCGUGUCCAAUUCUAAGCCUAUCACUCCAGUAUUCAAAAAGAGCACUGAAGGUGGUCAAGGCACUUUGGAAAUCGAGAAUGUUUCUGCAGAUUCUUCAGUUUCUCCUUUUAGAAACAGAGUCGAGGACAAGAUUACUGAUGAGGUCGUAACCUCACAGGUUGUGAGUGACGCGAAGAAAAUAGAAAUGGAAUCUGCGGAUACAAUCAAGUCCAAGAUCCUAAAGGUGAAAUGUCGACAAGCUAGUUCAGAGAAUUCAUGUCGUGAGGUUGCUGGUGAAUUCGUGAGGUUGAAAUCUGGCGGUGAGGGAGUUCAACAUACGCUACGAGAGGGGAAGAUCAAAUCCCUGACUAUAGACACGAAUGGCAAUGAUUCCCCUGAUGGUAAGCUAGAAGAUUGCGAAGUUCUGAAAAGCAGUGGUGAAAGGAAUCCUAUUCAGGGAUCGCCUGAGGCUGAAAUUAUCCUGAUGUCACCAGUUUCUGUGAGUGAGAGUGCAACUUCAGAGGAUGUGUUGCCACCUGAUGAUGCAGCAAGAUCGCUGGCUUCUCCUCUACCUGUCGGAAAGGGUCAAACCAGGCAGCCAAAUAGUGCCAAAGAGGCGAAGAAUGACUUGAAUUGGGAGCAUGAUAUGAUUCUAGAGUCCCCUGGGCCGCGGCCACUCAAGCCACCCGAUUUUUUUGCUGUGGCUAAACGCAACGGAGAGGAAGCUACAAUCUACAGGGUGCAGAGCUUUAAUGCGUCAGAUUUCAAGGAGGAUUACAGCGAUGAAGAUGUAGCAAUUGCUGCAGACGUAUUAGACAACACGGAGGAUGUUCCCAGUGAGAGUGAAAUUGACGAGGCCGGUCAUCAAGAUUAUAGUGACGGAGUCCCCAAAUUGAAGUCCUCGAGUUCCGACUCUGGGCCGACUUCACUGCACGACACAAGGUCGGAUGCGGAGAUGGAUAAGGGAAUCGUGCCGCGGAUGUGUAAACACUCGGGUCAAGGUUGCUUGACACGCGAUGAAAAUUUGGAGCGUGAGGAUCCUGUACCUCCCUUUCGUGAAUCUGGGGAUGCUCAGUGCGCGGUUGAUGAUCCUCGUAGUCCAUUGAGACAUGCUGCGGAUGCUAGCGUAAGCAUCCCAGAAAGAGCCAAAAAUCUGCCGCAGAAAUCCGAUCAAUUGACCCCGUGUUCGAAGAGCCCCAGGGCGGGAUUUUGUCGGGGUUACCAUAAAAGAGAUGACGCGCAGCUGGUAUCGUCUAAUAAGAGAAGGACUUCGACGCCAUCUGCGACGAGCAUUGACUUGACUCGCAGCAUUGACACAUCUUGCUCAUCGCACAGUCAAUAUGACAAUGCGCUGUGGGACGAUCCGAACUACAGCGGCAGAUUUGGAAGCCCAAUGGCGGGUAUACCGUUCAAGUCAAUUCAGACUUUGCCCUUGCCUGUGGAUUUGAGGCGAAUGGAGACGCAAAGUGAUAUUGGAGAUGAUGGUGCUACAGGCGCAGACGAUGACGUCAAGUCUCCGCGAACCAACGAAGGCUUGGCCAGGCUUGCGGCGUACAUGCGAAGCGCCAGCCUCAAUGCGCGGAAUUGGAGAGCCUCGUUGCUGUCGAGUGAGGAGAAUUCGAAGCUACCGUCACGUGAUAGCUCAUUCGACUACUUCGUAGACUUCCUGGAUUCGCAGACAGAUCUCGAUCUUGAGGGGUGUGGGUUGACGGAUGUUCUGGUUUCGGCUCACAAAGAAUCUAAGAAUGCAGAUUGCUCUUCAGGAAUCAACACCUUGCGCUUCAUAAAGCGCUUGGACUCUAGGCUCAGCAACAAUAGUUUGAUUAGUGACAAAUCCUACGAAAGCAGGGUGACGGACAUUUCGACUGACUCUAGCUGGGAAUCUGGAAAGAAUCGAGCGGGACAAACGAUGGAGGGCACAUGUCAGGUGAUGGAGCAAAUCGUGGAGAACGCCAACGCGCUGUCUCAUGGUCGGCACUUGUCGUCCUUCAAGUUCGGGCAGAAGAAAACCGCCGCAAGUUUAGCAAAUAUUGAUCUGGGGUCUGAGUCGCCGGCGUCGGAUCUGUUUCCCUCUCCGGUUCGGCGGAAGUAUUCGAAGCAACUGAGCAACGCCACGUCGGAGUCGUCCCAGAAAUCUGCAAAACAUUACGGUAAAUCUGCUCCGUCCUCUAGAUGCGACCCGUUUUUGAUGCGACCCGUUUGGAUGCGGGUCAUUUUCAAACGAAGAUGUGCAUACUGGCUUUUCAAGGAUGCAAACCUUGCUAUGAGUGAAAACUUCCUUUCGUUCUAUAAUCUGAAUCCACGUCGGCAAAAACAACUGGUCCCGAUUCCCUCUAGAAUAAAGAACAAAGCAGGUGGGAUAGCAGAGCGCUCAGACGACCGGCGCGCUGAUCUGCUGCCUGCGUUGAAAUCCACACCCGGAAUUAUAAUCAUGUCGGACAAGUCCGCGGAUGACCGGGGUGUUCUGAGCCCCCCGCGCUCGUCUGCAAACGACAUUGGAGAGUUCGACGGCAACUUAUGGGAGGCGGUGCAGUUGCUGGAAGAGGAGAAAGAUACAGAGAUGGAACUCACCCCGCCCGCCCCCAUCGAAUUUGCCACCAUAGAUUUCACCCCCGCCCGGACCCCAGCUCGUACACCUGCCCGCACGCCCGCUCGCACGUUCAGCCACGCAUCGAAGUCUUCUAAUGAAUCUCAUCACUCCCAUCACUCACACAACUCCCACAAGGACGGGUUCGGAAGGAGUCCGUCCGUGACGUCCAAGGCAUCCAGCACGAAGCACGGCGAUGGCGACGAGACCAGUGACGGAGCCGAGAAGACGGGUUUUACCUCCAGGCAUGUCAGGCACGCUCACAAGUACUGCGGCUGCAUAAUUCUGUGAUGGAGAGACGAGCAUGACCCAGUUUGCCAAUCCAACUAACUGCCACUGCCAUUAUGUACUACUAGUGUAUCCAGACGCUUGUCUUCAACUCAUUCGCCCUUGUACAGCCCCACCGCACCGCCCCGCCCCGCAAUGCAUCAAACUAUUUAUACUGACAAUCUGCCACCUCGUUCGAGGAUUAGUUCGUCGGAUCUAGUGAGGCCUGUGCUGAGUUCUAGUCGUAGAUUUCCAAGCUCCAGAUCUCGAAGCCUUGCAACGGCUCUUUCCAUACACUCUCGUUGACACAUCUCUCAUGGUGCCACCCACUCUGAGUCUGCUCAACAAGAAUGAUUCCAUGUGGACAAUCCAGCCGUGCCACCAUUCAUGAAAUGCUAUGUGCUUCUGUAUUGCUACUUCGCUUACAGUUUUCUCCUGAGUAAUGUAGAGUAAAUACACUAACUGGUACUGAAAUAUUGUGCCUAUGUUAAAUCAAUCCUGGAAUGAUGAAUGCUGAUUGUUUUGGUUGUGUGCC
Messenger RNA from Physcomitrium patens, 6923 nucleotides. The record is from RefSeq and is a predicted model, not a curated record. Lineage: Eukaryota; Viridiplantae; Streptophyta; Bryopsida; Funariales; Funariaceae.